Molecule: messenger RNA, 1083 nt
Organism: Zootermopsis nevadensis
Lineage: Eukaryota; Metazoa; Arthropoda; Insecta; Blattodea; Termopsidae
Product: nucleoside diphosphate kinase 5
Biological process (GO): negative regulation of oxidative stress-induced intrinsic apoptotic signaling pathway; CTP biosynthetic process; UTP biosynthetic process
Cellular component (GO): cilium
Molecular function (GO): nucleoside diphosphate kinase activity
Source: RefSeq, a predicted model, not a curated record
CCCCCCCCCAAAAAAAAUCAAGGUCAGAACAAAAAGCAUGGAGGCUGACGGUAUAGACGCAGAAAUUACGACAAAGCCAGAUAAAUCUGUGCAGAGGACUUUGGCAAUAAUUAAACCUGAAGCUCUACCAUAUGCUGAUGAAAUUGAAGAAAAAAUUAAGGAAGAAGACUACAAAAUCAUUCAGAAGAGAACAGCGACUCUGACCAGAGGCCAAGCGGCCGAGUUUUAUAGUAAGCAGUACGGCAGUCCUGAAUUUCCAGGGCUUGUGGCAGAUAUAUCUAGUGGCCCAAUCAUCGUCAUGUGCCUCUCCAAGAAAAAUGCAAUUGAAGACUGGAUUAACCUGAUUUGUCCACCUAAUGUACCUGAAGCCCGUCCCUUAUUUCCGGCUUCUCUCGAAGCUAAGUACGGGGAGCCCAAAGAAGAUACAUUUAAUGGGCUUCAUGGAAGUAAGGAUGAAGAAAUAGCUGAGAAAGAAAUACGUUUCUUUUUCCCGGAAAUGAUUAUGGAACCCCUGUUGACUGGAGAAUCAUUGACAGAUUACUUAGCGGAGAGUGUGAAUCCUACUCUACUGGAAGGAUUGGUCCAGCUAUGUAAAGUGAAGCCUGUUGACCCUGUAGUGUGGCUUGCUGAUUGGCUACUGAUAAACAAUCCCAACAAACCUCAAGCAGACGAGAUAACUGCGACAACUCCAACAUAAUAUAAAUUUCUUUUUUUAGUAGUCUCAUAUAUAUUUAUAUUGUAGUGUAGCACAUUGAAUUUAGAUUACAUAUUUUAUGUACGAAAAAGCAAAUUCCUGCAAAAGAUUAUAAAAUAAAAUUCAACACAAGUAUGAAACACGUUUCAUAUUCUGAUAUGGAAGAAGUAAAUGGGAUUAUAGGAAAAGGGGCAUUUUUUGGGACAAGGGCUAACAGAAGAACAUAUUCGAUGUUUCAUGUAUACUAAGAAAUCCAAUCACCUCUAGGUUAAAUAAUUUCAAAUGCUGCAAUUUUUUAUAAAUUGGAGCAAAGCGCUCCUUUCGUCUAUCAAGGUCAUUCGGCAAAAAAGUGUAACGAAGACAGGUCACAAAAAUGUGUAAGAUCAAUA